Molecule: messenger RNA, 615 nt
Organism: Phytophthora sojae
Lineage: Eukaryota; Oomycota; Peronosporomycetes; Peronosporales; Peronosporaceae
Exons: 1
Coding region: 1-615 (204 amino acids)
Source: RefSeq, a predicted model, not a curated record
AUGACGACCAUCGCGCACGACCGCGAGAUCCGACAAUUGGAUAUGUGGUUAGUACGCUACCACAUCAGCACAUCGACCACAGGCACAGUGAGCGGCGCGUGGAUGACCUACCAAAUCCAGGACGACAGCUCCUGGAGCCUCCAGGCUGCCGGAAGCCUGCAGUUUAGCUCGCGAGGGCACCGCCUGGAUAAUGCCAAAUGGGCACUGACACCCGCCAUGAGUGCCAUAACGACACAAGCCAACCCCGCCCAAGUUCUUCUGCGCGUGGAAAGCAUCGAAGCGGCAAUGCCGCUCUCGACGCACCCAUGCAGGCCAAAGGAGGCUUUGGAGCAGGCCCUUCCUCAUACCCUCUACGAUCAAACCCUCAGCAGUUUCUUCGCCAUCCAGUGGCCGCUGUCUGAACUGGAAGCGAUCAAGCAUCUGGCCAAGGCUACAACGACGACAACAUACGAGUUUCAAUCAGCUGGCAGUCCCUCGACACCAAGCCCAAUGCGGUCCUACCUCGAGCGGACAGCCAAGAACCUGCAUCAUACCGGCAAAGCCCGCAACGUUAUGAACCCAUACGAAAGGCGACUUCUAUACAAGACCGCCUUAAUGUAUAGCAGGCUUCUAUAG